CACCGCGUUUCCUCCAUGUCCCCCAAUAAUAUCCUAUUACUCUCUUCCUCUCCACGACGGCGUUUUACUAGUCUUUGUCGUCUCCUUUCUUUCUACCUCAUAUAUCUCUCUCUCUCUCUCUCUCACCACACACACACACACACACACACAUACACACACACAGCAAAAAGUGAAAUUCAUGCUCCGAAGCACCUGUCAGAAGCUCAGACACGACGGAAUUCUCCAAGAUUUGGGAAAGUAGUAGCACUAGAAACGACAAACAAGCUCAGGAAUGUGAGCACUGAAAUGAGCUGAGUGUUUUUCUUAACCGAUUCAUGGGUUUUGCUUUCCAUAAGCACAAUGCAUCGCUUACCAAAAAUCUUAUUCAAUAGUUCGGACCGCCGCAAGAGUCGGAUGGAUCCCAGCUCCAGCUCCAGCUCCAGUCCCCAAGGCGCCAAGCCAAAGAGGCUCGACCGGCGCAACGCCGCCAAGAACAUCAACUAUGAGUUCUCUCCUUCUACUUCAGCUUCAUCAUCAUCGUACUCAUCGGAGGAAUCUCUACGCACGCGCUCCCUGGAUUUGUACGGCGGCAAGACUAGCUUUCGUAUCGAUGGGAGCGAUGGAGAAUUCGAGAUUAUCUGCAACACCUUAGGGUUUUCUGGGAUUGAUGAUUUCGCUAUACCACUGGAGGAAUAUGAAGCGAUGAAGGUGAGAUCAGCUUCUGCUCCUGUCGAGUUUACUCAGAAAUUGGAGCCCAUACUUUAUCAGAAAUCCGAGGAUGAUUGUGAUGAUGUUGUUAAAUGUUCUGGAGCUAGUGGUAGUAAUUUGGUGGUUGAUGUAAUUAAUCCGGAAAUCAAGGGUUUUGAUAAUAUUAGUCAUGUAGAUAAUAAGAAGUUUGAGGACAGUCCUGAUUUUGGUUACAGGGAGACAAGUAGGGUUGAUGUUCUUGGUACUGGUGUUAAUGAGCUAUCAAAGAGAUUAGGGGAUUCUGUAAGUGUAGCUCAGGUAUUUCUUAGUGAUAAAGUAAGUGGCAAAUCCAGUGAAUUACGUGGAAAUGGUAUUAAAGGUGUCCGCCCACCAGUUCUGGUGGCGCCAUCUUUGAUGGCGUUACCCAUGGCAGAUAAGGAGUCCUCCAGUUUGAAUGCAUCAAGAGGAUUUGCACAGGGCACUGAUACAUGUGUUUCAAGGUUCACAAGAGGGUUUUAUUUGGAUGAGGAUGGGGGAAGGACCGAGGAAAGUGGUCAGAAUAGGAGUGAGCAUGAGGAAGGUACAAGGAGAAGAGUGUUAAUGAGGGAAGAGAACUGUGUGCUGUUGGAUUCAUGUUCUUUUACCACAAGUUCGAACGAUGAUGAUUCUUCAAGUACCACAACAGAACCGACAUCGAGUAUUUCACCUAAUGGGAAAUAUAGACACAUUAUUGAGGAUUGGCAGAAGGGUGACCUUUUGGGUCGUGGAUCAUUUGGAUCUGUGUAUGAAGGAAUUGCUGAUGAUGGGUUCUUUUUUGCUGUGAAGGAAGUAUCUUUGCUGGAUCAAGGGGAUGAGGGAAAGCAACGUAUUGUCCAACUUGAACAGGAAAUUGCUCUUCUGAGUCAGUUUCAACAUGAGAACAUUGUCCGGUAUUAUGGCACAAACAAGGAUGAAUCACAUCUCUAUAUUUUUCUUGAGCUAGUCACCAAAGGCUCCCUUUUGAGCCUUUACCAGAAAUAUGAGCUCCGAGUUCCACAAGUAUCUGCUUACACAAGGCAGAUUUUACAUGGUUUGAAAUAUCUGCAUGAUAGAGGGGUGAUACACAGAGAUAUCAAAUGUGCAAAUAUAUUGGUGCACACAAAUGGUUUGGUGAAACUUGCGGAUUUUGGCCUUGCAAAGGCCACCAAGUUGAACGAUGUGCAUGCCUGCAAGGGGACUGCAUUCUGGAUGGCUCCUGAGGUUGUCCGGAGCCAGUGGUAUGGGCCUGCUGCAGACAUAUGGAGUCUUGGAUGCACGGUCUUGGAGAUGUUAACCAGGCGUUUUCCAUACUCCCAUCUGGAAUGUAUGGCCGCAUUGUAUAGGAUAGGAAAGGGUGAGAGACCACUUAUUCCCGAUUCUCUUUCCAGCGACGCACGGGAUUUCGUACUUAAAUGUCUACAAGUUGACCCAAGUUUACGGCCGACAGCUGCUCAGCUCAUGGACCAUCCCUUUUUGAAGCGACCGCUUCCAUCAUCUUCAGGCACUAUGUCUCCUCACUUUCUUGGCAGGCAGCUUUAAGCAAUGUUUUUAAGUGUGGUGUUAAAUCUACCCUGAACCACGGUGUGUAUACUAAACAUGCGGAUCACACAUUGUUUUGUGAAUAGAAGACUGAGAUUUUCCAUUCUUCAUUGAUUUUGAGAAUUUUCUUUUUGAGUGAUUUCUGGUGGGAGAAGGAACUCCUUUUGUAUUAUUUCUCUCAUGUGCUGCUUGGAUUUUUCCUUCCAAAGCACCUUCUUGUAUCACCAUGAUUGUUGUAUCAUGUUAUGUGAUCUUCUCAUUUAUUCCAUCUGGGAUGGGGUAUGUAGAUCAAACUCCAAAUGUUAACUGUAUAUAUUUUCCUUCAUGCUGUUAGUGUAACAGUUUGAUGUAAGAUGCUAAUUUGUUCCUGACCCGGUAAAUUCUGUAUUUCUCCCA
Molecule: messenger RNA, 2619 nt
Organism: Sesamum indicum (sesame)
Lineage: Eukaryota; Viridiplantae; Streptophyta; Magnoliopsida; Lamiales; Pedaliaceae
Product: mitogen-activated protein kinase kinase kinase 1
Biological process (GO): MAPK cascade; protein phosphorylation
Cellular component (GO): cytoplasm
Molecular function (GO): MAP kinase kinase kinase activity; ATP binding
Source: RefSeq, a predicted model, not a curated record